AUGUCCUCCACUGCUGCCGUGUUCGGCAACACCGGUCUUGUCGGCUCCCACAUCUUGGAGACCCUACUCGGCCUCGACGCAUGCAAGUCCGUCUACACCAUCUCCCGCCGCGCCCCGAAGACCGAAUCCCCCAAAUUGAACGCGACCAUCGAAGCCGACACGACCAAGUGGACAUCCAAGCUCCACUCCAUUGCUCCGCUCCCCGAAACCGUCUUCUCCGCGCUCGGCACCACUCGAGUCCAAGCUGGCGGCAUCCAGAACCAGUGGAAGAUCGACCAUGACCUGAACAUCGAGAUCGCCAAAGCCGCGCACGCCGCCGGCGUCAAAACCUACAUCUUCAUAUCCUCGGGCGGCACGCGGGGCCUCCUAAGCAACUACGUUCCCUACUCGAAGAUGAAGGUCGGCGUCGAGGACGCCAUCAAGUCGCUCGGCUUCGAGCAGGCCAUCAUCGUGCGACCCGGCAUGCUGCUGGGCGACCGCGGCAAUGCCGCGUCGAGCCACCCCGGCAACGGCUUCCUGAACUCCGCCUUCCGCAGUCUGGGCUACAUCGGCCAGGGCGUGCAGAACAAGUUCAGUCAGGAGGGCGACGUUGUCGCGCGCGCGGCUGUCAAGGCGAGCAUCCUGGCGGCGGAGGGCAAGGCAUCCAGCAAGUACUGGAUCCUGGACGCUGCCGAAAUCGUCAAGCUUGGGCGGGACGAGUGGAAGUCUUGA
This is a messenger RNA of Anthostomella pinea, 711 nucleotides long. The record is from the annotation of a GenBank genome assembly. NCBI's taxonomy places the organism in Eukaryota, Fungi, Ascomycota, Sordariomycetes, Xylariales, Xylariaceae.